GCUGCUGCUCCUCCCACCACCAAUGAAAUCUUUCCUUUUAACUUCACACAGCCCCUGAGCACACAUGACACACACACAGGCACACAAAAACAGACAACAGGGCCUACCAGACAAAAUCAGGAUAUGACAUCAUACACAGGAAGAGAAGCCAAGUGACUUUUCAGCUUGUUUUUUUUUUUAUUCUAUACUGAAUUCCCUUACUGAGUUUUGGAGGGAUAAGACCGGCUGAUGAGUGGGAAAGAGAAAGGAUCCUCACAAGACUAUUUGGAUUUGAGCUGUUCCCUCUUGGAAAGAACAGGAGACAGAGGAAUUCUUUUCAAGUUUACCACAACAUUCCAAGUGUCUAGAGCGGGACUAAAGCCAGGUUCUUUAGGCAUUGCUUUACUUUUUCUGAUCUCUAGAGACUUCCUCAUUGGAUGGGACGAGGGCCCAGGGAAUCAUAAGGGUCAACAAUCACAACUGUCCGGAUCCUGACUGGAUCUGACUCCUCCAUCACCCUGCUCAGUUCAGCAAUGGCUCUGUGCUUGGGUCAGGUUUUCAGCAAAGACAAAACAUUCCGGCCUCGAAAGCGAUUUGAACCUGGGACCCAGCGUUUUGAGCUGUACAAAAGAGCCCAAGCAUCUCUGAAAUCAGGCCUGGACCUGAGGAAAGUGGUGCAGCUGCCAGAUGGGGAGAACAUUAAUGACUGGAUAGCUGUGCACGUGGUGGAUUUCUUCAAUCGUAUCAACCUCAUCUACGGGACCGUGAGUGAGUUCUGCACUGAGAAGAGCUGUCCCAUCAUGUCUGGAGGGCCACGUUAUGAAUACAGGUGGCAGGAUGGGGAUCAAUACAAGAAGCCCACCAAGCUGCCUGCUCUUAUAUACAUGAACCUCCUGAUGAACUGGAUCGAGUCACUCAUCAAUAAUGAGGACAUCUUUCCUACCAGAGUAGGAGUCCCUUUUCCAAAGAACUUUCAGCAGGUGUGCAAGAAGAUUCUGAGUCGGUUGUUUCGGGUGUUUGUACACGUGUACAUCCAUCACUUUGACAUGAUCUGUAGUAUGGGAGCUGAGGCUCAUAUCAACACCUGCUACAAACACUACUAUUUCUUCAUCUCUGAGUUCAGCCUUAUUGACCACUCGGAGCUGGAGCCACUGAAAGAAAUGACAGAGAGGAUCUGCCACUGAAAGAUGUGGAGGAUGGAUGUGCAUCCAAAAGCACAAAAAACUUCAAACAGACCAAAAGAACUUGAGGUCUGAUCUACGAUCAGACGAGACCUAAGACUCACAAAUAUGCUAAACUGCAAUACAACUUUGCUUCAAUAUUUCAGAAAUACUAUGGGUCCAAAAAUUCAGUAUGUUGAGACAGUAAAUGUUUAAAUUAUAUAUGUCAGAUUGUGCAGUAUUGAUAUGAAAUGAUGCAUUGAUUGCUUAGUAUUCUGCAUAUAUUUUUAAGCAUUUCACAAUGUGACUUCAACGAUACUUUAAAAAUAUUUGUCCCUGAGGGAAACUUGUCUUGAAAUGGCAUGUCUAAAACUUCUGCUAAGUUUAAGAUGUUACACUCUUGCUCUGUCGAGUCUGUGCCAGUGCAGGGGCGGAAGCCUUUGCUAGUAUUUUUAUUUAACCAGGGCAUGUGCAGUAAGAAACUAUUAUCAUAGCUGGUGAAUGAUGAUGAAUAGUACUCCACAGUGUUGUUCUUAUUUCAGGACAUUUUGAUGUGCUGUUUUUGCUAUUGUAUUUUUGCAUGCAUGUAAAAUACAAACAUUUUAAAUGAC
Molecule: messenger RNA, 1750 nt
Organism: Megalobrama amblycephala (Wuchang bream)
Lineage: Eukaryota; Metazoa; Chordata; Actinopteri; Cypriniformes; Xenocyprididae
Product: MOB kinase activator 3C-like
Exons: 4
Coding region: 513-1163 (216 amino acids)
Biological process (GO): signal transduction; positive regulation of protein phosphorylation
Cellular component (GO): cytoplasm; nucleus
Molecular function (GO): protein kinase activator activity
Source: RefSeq, a predicted model, not a curated record